AUGCCAGAGAUAAAAUACAAGCAGCUAAAUAGCAGCUUGGUUAACCUACCAUCUUCAAUCUACUCGCAAUUAGUCACAAAGGGGAUCCGACCACAAUCACUCGCUGUCAUUGUUAGAUAUGCCGAUAAAGAAUUCUACUUAGGUUGGACAGGUAUGGCAUCAGCUAUAGCUACACUUGCUAUAGAAGAUUACCUGGAGAUAGAUCCUUUAGUAGCAAAUGCAUACGGUUUAAACGAAGGCUCAAAUGUCACAAUAUCUCUCCAUUCUUCCCUUCCGACCGCUAAAACAGUAAGCGUAGUUCCAGAUACAGCCGAUGAUUGGGAAUUGCUGGAGGCGCACGCCGAAUAUGUCGAGGAGAACCUCCUAUCGCAAGUCAGAAUGACAUCAACAACUCAGCCAAUGGUCGUUUACCUUCCUUCCUCCUCUUUUUUGACUUUUAGGGUAGAGGCUACAGAUCCGGUGACGUCGUCAUCCUACAAUGGCACACCGGCAGUGCGUUUAGAUAGAGAUACAGAAGUCGCUUUUGCACCAAAGCUGCGUAGACCUCCUAGUAGCUCACAGUCGACGGUCCGGCCGACACAGACUCCAUUAGAGCAGGACGACAGUUCUGUCCAGCAACUCGUUCGAUUGCUCCCUGCGAGAGUUAUUCCAAGUACGGAAGCUGGAGUUUGUUAUGUUUCAUCUUCGUUUCUCCAGAAAAUUGGCAUUGGCCGUAAGACAACGUUCCAACUCACGCGUAUAAAGUCGCCCAUUACGCGCCAUAAUGAGAUAAAGGAGAAAGGGAAGGCCGAUGAUAAUGGUCUAUCACUGGGCGGUAUGAGCAACUCACUCAAAAAUGCUACAAGUAAACCAUACGAUGAGACAGACCAAUCUCUUGUCUUAAGCGUCGUCCCCGAUGAUGACAUUCUUGAUGGACAUAUAGCCAUACCUUUAGGUUCUCACCAGCGACUCCAAUGGAAAGAAUACGAGCUGUUAUCUAUCCAGAUAUCCCAGUCGCAAGUUCAAUACCAUGAAUAUGAUAUCCUCAAACCAUUGUUCAACACAUCAGAUGAUAAAAUCUUACCAGGUCAAGGAGAUUUGUUGCAAAAUGCAAGCGAAUUUUUGAUAAGUUCUUUGGGAAUGUCCUUGUCGAAAUUGAGUACGAGUAGGCCAACCGAUAGGUCGUUAGGGUUGCUAAUCAGUGGUGGUUUCAGCUCAGGUAAAACAAGUCUAGUGAAAUCGCUCGCUCAUCAUUUGGGUCAAGAUAGCAGAAUAUUAGCAAACAGUGUCUACGAAGAUGUAAGCGGGUGGUCUCAAGAGAAAGUAUCCACUAUAAGUGAUAAAUUGUGUCUUUUGAUAGAAGAGGCAAACUUGAAAGCGCCAUCACUGAUUAUUUUAGACAAUUUGGACAUCCUAUUAGCUACAGAAGAUGAACAAAACAGUAAUCAGUCGAGCAGAGCCCGUACACUCUCCGAGAUAUUCGUCAGAUUAUUUAGCCCGGGAAGCUGCAAUCUUCCGCAGGGUGUUGUACUGGUUGGAGUAGCCAGUAACAGUCUGCAUGCCUCAAUAGGCGCAUCUCAUGUAUUUGGACGUGAAGUUAAAGUAGGCUCGCCAAAUAAACACAUUCGAAAAGAGAUCCUCGAGAUGAUAUUGGAAAGCUACACGUCGGUUGAUUCGUCAGAUGUGAACACUGCAUUAGUAGCAAGCGAGACAGAGGGAUACCUACCUACAGAUCUUGUUAGUAUCGUCGAAAGGGCACUUCACCAUGCAUCACUAGCGCACAAGCAUUCUGAAGAGAUACUAACAAUGCGUACAUCCCAUCUCGAGCGGAGUCUCGAGGGAUACAGACCGCAUACACUCCGGAAUGUUAGCUUGCAAAGUAGCUCGGUAGGAUGGAAAGACAUAGGCGGUAUGCGCUAUGUGAAAGGCGUUAUCAGAGAAACACUAGAAUGGCCAACUAAAUAUGCCGCUAUAUUUAAGAAUUGUCCAUUACGCUUGCGUUCCGGUUUGCUACUCUAUGGCUUUCCGGGAUGUGGUAAAACGCUAAUUGCUAGCGCGGUAGCCAAGGAGUGUAAUCUCAACUUCAUCUCUGUCAAAGGACCUGAAUUGCUGAACAAAUAUAUCGGCCAAUCGGAAGCCACAACUAGACACUACUUUGAGCGUGCUCAGGCUGCUAAACCAUGUGUAUUAUUUUUUGACGAGUUCGAGUCAAUUGCGCCAAGGAGAGGACAUGAUUCGACAGGUGUGACUGAUCGUGUUGUCAAUCAGUUCCUCACACAGAUGGAUGGUGCUGAGGGUCUUGAUGGAGUUUAUGUACUUGCUGCAACAAGUCGACCAGACCUUAUAGACCCUGCUUUACUCCGUCCGGGAAGAUUAGACAAAUCCUUGCUCUGCGAUAUGCCCGACACGAUCGAUAGGUUGGAUAUCCUGAAAACAUUAACAAAAGAUAUGGAUGUUGAUUCGGAUGUCGAUCUUCAAGAGAUCGCGUCAAAGUGUGUCGAUUACACUGGUGCAGAUUUACAAGCAUUGAUUUAUAAUGCCCAUCUGGAGAGUGUGCAUGCCGCGAUUGCGACUGACGAAAAGACAGUGAGUUCCGAAGAAGAAAGCCAAACGCCUCCUCGCGAAUGGUCAAUAUCUAGCAAGAGUCCAAUGACGCGAUCAGAAGAAGCUGAACUUGGCCGGCGCGUCGAGAAGCUAUUUAGCUCGACGAAGAAGCAUGCGAAAGAGACUUCAAAGGGAGAGAAGCGACAAGAGAAUACCUCACGAGCAAGGAUUACUGCUGAGAAUAUACACAAAUCGCUUAAAAAUACGCCUCCAUCGGUGUCCCAAGACGAAUUGCGUCGUUUAGAUAAAUUUUAUCACUCAUUUACCUCUGGUCGUCCAAGUGAUUAUAAGGGUGGUAACGAGGGUACAGUUGUAGGCAGCAGGAGUAGUUUAGCUUAGAAUAAAUGUGUUUUUAUUUUUGUUAAACAACCUUAUCAUUUUUGUAAUUAGCUUUGUUCGACCACCAUCAUUGCGAUAUGACAGAAAAG
This is a messenger RNA of Wallemia mellicola CBS 633.66, 3011 nucleotides long. Its product is annotated as AAA-domain-containing protein. Gene Ontology annotation, biological process: protein import into peroxisome matrix. The record is from RefSeq and is a predicted model, not a curated record. NCBI's taxonomy places the organism in Eukaryota, Fungi, Basidiomycota, Wallemiomycetes, Wallemiales, Wallemiaceae. Bases 1 to 2922 code for a protein of 973 amino acids. Gene Ontology annotation, molecular function: ATP binding; ATP hydrolysis activity. Gene Ontology annotation, cellular component: peroxisomal membrane; peroxisome; cytosol. The transcript is spliced from 6 exons.